AUGGAGUUUCUAGAAAGAACUUAUCUUGUGACUGACAAAGCUACCAAGAGGUAUGCCUUCCCACUAGACAGGGUGGAACUGCGACAGAAGCCCCAGAAUAAAGAUCAAUGUCUCGGAGAGAAGCCGGAGGAACCGGAGACAGGAACCUUUCAUCACUGCCACAACCACUGCAAGGCCGCUGAGAACAGGGCCAAGGAACAAGUCCGAGCCAAGUGGAAACUCAGUGCUGCUUCAGCAAUCUGCUUCGUUUUCAUGAUUGCAGAAGUCGUGGGCGGACACAUCGCUGGGAGUCUGGCCGUCAUCACAGAUGCUGCUCACCUCCUGAUUGACCUGACCAGUUUCCUGCUCAGCCUCUUCUCCUUGUGGUUGUCCUCGAAGCCAGCCUCCAAAAGACUGACAUUUGGAUGGCACCGCCUAGAAAUCCUUGGUGCCCUGCUCUCCAUCCUCAGCAUCUGGGUGGUGACAGGUGUGUUGGUGUACCUGGCCUCAGAGCGCCUGCUGCACCCGGAUUACCAGAUCCAAGCAACCGUGAUGAGCGUGGUCUCCGGCUGUGCGGUGGUGGCCAAUCUCCUACUAAGUGUGCUUUUGCACCAGAGUGGCCCUGGCCACACUCACCAGGAAGCACAGGCGAAUGCCAGUGUGAGAGCAGCUUUUGUGCAUGCCCUUGGAGACCUGCUACAGAGCAUCAGUGUGCUGAUUAGUGCCCUUAUCAUCUACUAUAAGCCAGACUACAAAAUAGCAGACCCAAUCUGCACAUUUCUCUUUUCCAUCCUGGUUCUGGCCAGCACCAUCACUAUCUUAAAGGACCUUUUCAUCUUACUCAUGGAAGGUGUGCCAAAGGGCCUGACUUACGAUGCUGCGAAAGAGCUCAUCUUAGCAGUCGACGGGGUGCUGUCUGUGCACAGUCUGCACAUCUGGUCUCUAACAGUGAACCAAGUGAUCCUCUCGGCUCAUGUUGCCACAGCUGCCCACCGGGACAGCCAGGCUGUUCAGAGAGAGAUCAUUCAAGCCCUCAGCAGCAGCUUCACCCUGCACUCUCUCACCCUUCAGAUGGAAUCUCCAGGUGACCAAGACCCCAAGUGCCUUUUCUGUGAAGACCCCCCAAACUAG
Messenger RNA from Echinops telfairi (small Madagascar hedgehog), 1110 nucleotides. It is a transcript of the gene SLC30A8, whose product is annotated as solute carrier family 30 member 8. Bases 1 to 1110 code for a protein of 369 amino acids. The transcript is spliced from 8 exons. NCBI's taxonomy places the organism in Eukaryota, Metazoa, Chordata, Mammalia, Afrosoricida, Tenrecidae. Gene Ontology annotation, biological process: insulin secretion; zinc ion transmembrane transport; response to zinc ion. Gene Ontology annotation, cellular component: plasma membrane. Gene Ontology annotation, molecular function: zinc ion transmembrane transporter activity. The record is from RefSeq and is a predicted model, not a curated record.